Messenger RNA from Fonticula alba, 1615 nucleotides. RefSeq lists its product as hypothetical. Bases 31 to 1401 code for a protein of 456 amino acids. Lineage: Eukaryota; Rotosphaerida; Fonticulaceae. The transcript is spliced from 7 exons. Gene Ontology annotation, molecular function: protein binding. The record is from RefSeq and is a predicted model, not a curated record.
CACCCACCCAGCCCCACCCACACAUCCACAAUGAGCGAGCAGGACAAGAACAUGACCCCCAUCGACGGCGUUCUCGAGGAGCUCCCGUCUGCCAAGCCGGAGGGCUUUGUCGAGGAGUUCCUUCAUGACGAUGAGGUCCACGAGCUUGUUGGUUCCGACGGUGAGGACAACAUCGAGCCGGUCGACGACAUGAUGGAGGCCUUUGAAAUCGAGAUGCACAUGGGCUCCGACGAUGAGGACAACCAGGACGACAGCAUCGUGGAGGACAUGUCCCGCGCGAACUAUGCUGCGCACAAGGGCCCGGUCUACGCGGUCGAUGUGCACAUGGGCGCUGGCCUCGUGGCCACUGGCGGCGAGGACCACAAGAUCUUCCUCUGGUCCAUGUACAAGCUGGAUGAGACCCCGCUGGCUUGCUGGAUCGCUCACACCGACUCGAUUGUCUCGCUGAAGUUCAACGAGACCGGCUCGCUGCUCAUCUCCGGCGGCAUGGAUGGCACCGUCUGCGUGUGGGAUGUCACUGGCCGUUGCGGCAAGGUGGUUGACACCUCCAGCGAUGUGUCCACCGAUGAGCCGGUUGUCAUUCUGACUGGCCCGUCUGAGGUCAUUUGGGUCAAGUUCUCCCCCGACUACGAGACCAUUAUGGCCGGCUCGGAGGACGGCACCGUCUGGCUGUGGUACACUCCCCAGGCGCCGGAGAAGGGCGCCCCCAAGCUCAACCCCGAUGACUUCAUGCAGAAUGUCCUGGCCCACCAUGAGGGCAGCGUGCAUGUCGGCGAAUUUAGCCCCGAUGGCAAGAUGAUUGUCACCGGCUCUUCGGAUGGCAACCUGAUUGUCGUGGACCCCCUCUCCGGUGUGGCCAAGCACACUUUCAGCAGCCAGGUCGAUGGCCGCUUCCCCUCUGGCGGUAUCACCGCUUGCGCCGUUCACCCCUCCUCGCAGCUGAUUCUCGUCGGCAGUGACGAGGGCGGCCUGGCUCUGGUCAACUCCCAGACUGGCAAGCUCAUCUCCGUUCACGAGUCCCAUGAGGAUGGUGUCGAGUCGAUUUCCUAUUCCCCGACCAACCCCUUCGUUGCCACCGCCGGCAUUGAUGGCAAGGUCUGCAUCUUCGACACCUCGAACAUGCGCCGUCGCCACGUUCUUGCCCACCAGGAGCCUGUCAUCAAGACUGCCUGGCACCCGGUGGCCCCGCUCCUGGUCACCGCCUCCAUCGACCGGUCGCUCCGUGUCUGGGACGCCCGCAAUGGCACCCUUCUUAAGACCCUGACUGCUCACACUGAGGGUAUUCUUGACAUGGCGGUGUCGUUCCCGACCCACGCCCCGGCCGGCGUGCAGCCUGCCAACAUCCGCGGUGUCGCGGUCACUGGUGGCGAUGACAACAUGGCCUUCCUUUUCGAGAUCUAAGCUCACAACACCGCCAUGUGCAUUAGACACAUGCGCCGCCGCGCAUGCUGUUAGCUCUCCUUCUUCCUUUGCUACGCCUUGCGCAGGCGCACAUGGCCUCCGGCUGGCAGACUGAAGCCGCAUUUCAUCCCUCCCCUUUCACUCCCUCGCCCUCUCUUCUGUCGGUGGAGGGAGCAGCCCGGCUGACUGUAGAAUAACACUCAAAUCCCAACAA